Brassicogethes aeneus is the source of this 1176-nucleotide messenger RNA. Lineage: Eukaryota; Metazoa; Arthropoda; Insecta; Coleoptera; Nitidulidae. The record is from the annotation of a GenBank genome assembly.
UAAAACCAUGGCACUGUGUUACGUUGUCGCCACGAUAACAAAAACUAUGUUUCGGUGAUGUUUUGAACAUAUCAAUGGGGAAAUUUGAAAAAUUGCGGAACCAAAGCCAUGCCUGAAGCAAAUACGAAUAAUCUUAACCGCUUUUACUCAAAAAACACCUGUCAAGAUGACAAGGAAUAUCGUAAAAAAUCCGAGCUCUUGCAUUGGAAGGACAUGCCAAGGCAUCUACAGUUUAACCCAUAUAUUUACACAGGAUACAGGCCCCUUUUGUCAGCGUGGGGCUGCAUUAAUAGCAUUUUUUAUGUUCACAACGAAACUAUUAACAUUUUGACUCACGCUAUUCCUAUAAUAUACAUACUUUUCACGGUGCCUCAAACUCUUCCAUGGUCGAAUAUAAACUUGCGCUUCCUGGCCUGGUGUCACAUUGCUGGAUUAAUAUGCCCAUGGGUUGGUAGCUUUUUUUACCAUGUUUUUAUGAAUUUAGAACGAGGAGAAAACAUAUAUUACAAGCUUUUGCAAAUAGACAUGUUGGGAAUUUGGAUUAGUCAAAGUUUUGGUGCAAUGCCAAUGGUUACAGCUACUACUUAUUGCCUUCCAUAUAUACUAAGAAUAUUUUUAUUAACUUCAUACUGUAUGUUAAGUGUUUAUGGUUUAUUUAAAGCACUAACAGCAUGGUCCCCUUGGGAAAGACGGUUAUGCUUUCUUUUACCUUUUAUUAUGAGAAUAUGGCUUUGGAUAUUGAGGGUAUCUAGUUGGGGAGGAGGAGACCCCAAUGCAUUUUCCCAUGUGUUAUUACAAGAUAUUGUAUCAAUAAUGGGUGGAGCAAUAGGUGCUAUGCAUAUUCCUGAAAAAUGGUUUCCUGGUUCUGUGGACAUGUACCUCAAUUCGCAUAACAUUAUGCAUAUCCUUGUAGUUGUGGCAGUGUACUCGAUGCAUACAGCAACAAUGAAAGAUCUCAUGUGGAUGUCAAGAGUCAAUUGUAGCGGAAAUCUUUAACACGCGCUUUGGUUCCGCGAUUAAUUAAAUAAUAAAAUUCAUUGUGUAAGUUGUAAAUUUAUAUGCACCAACAACAAAUAACUGGCUAAUACCGCCUAAAACGUAAGUAAUAAAAUAAAGGCUUAAGGCGGAGGUUUAUUGUUUAAGAAUACAAUACAUUUUUUACAUUUAUAUUGUCGU